GAGGCACAUCGCACAAUGCGGUCGCAGUUAAAGAUUUCGUAAGGCUUAAACAAUAUUUGGCAAAUGUCAUUGCUUGUGGUGCGUAAUGUUCCGGAAUGUGCUGUGUUUGGUGCUGGGCCUGAUUGUGGGCAUGCAGCUGACUGAGCUGUGGGACUAUGUGAUGCUCACAGGUAACGAAUACGAGAGCACCGCGAUUGCUGUGGACACGGCCGCGCCCACACCGCUGGCGAAGGCAACGCUGGCGGAUCGGCUUUACCAUGAGACGCGUGUGCUGUGCCUGGUGCUGACCAUGCCAACGCAGCAUAAGACUAAAGCAGCCAAGGUGCUGUCCACAUGGGGCGCACGCUGCAACAAGCUGAUCUUCUUGAGCAGUCAGGAUGAUGUCGAGUUGGGCGCUGUCAAUCUCAAUGUGACGGAGAGUCGUGACAAUCUGUAUACGAAGGUGCGUGCGGGUCUGGCCUACGCCUAUGAACAUUACGUGGAGGAUUACGACUGGUUUCUCAAGGCGGACGACGACACUUAUGUGGUUAUGGAAAAUCUGAGACUCUUUCUCUAUCCAUACGAUCCGGAGGCAGCCGUUUUCUUUGGUCAUCGAUUUCGCACAACCUAUCCACAUGGCUACAUGUCUGGCGGUGCUGGCUAUGUGCUCAGCCGCGAUGCACUGCGUCGCCUGAAUCUGUUUGCUCUGAACAAUACAAAGUUCUGUCCACUUAAUACUAAUGCGGAGGAUAGGCAAAUUGGACACUGCUUGCUGAAUGUGGGUGUGGUAGCUGGUGACUCUAGAGAUGAGCUGGCCCGCGAGCGCUUUCUGCCACUGCAUCCCAGGCAUCUGAUGCCCCGAAUACAGUCUGGUACUUGGCUGGAUAAAUAUGAUUACUUCAAGCCGAAUUUGAGCGAUUGCUGUUCCGAUUCCGGCAUCAGUUUCCAUUACACCAAGAUGUAUGACUAUGAUAUGUACGAGUUUUUUCUAUAUCAUCUGCGAAUCUUUGGACUUCCGAAAACGCCGAGUGUGCUGCCCCAGCGUUUGGACUAUAAACAGAUGGAGGAAAAGCUUGAAUAUUGGGAUCAGCAAAUAUCUGACAAUACUGCGCCAAUCGAGGAUUAAUUCAGCAUUAAUAAUAUUUCCUAGCGUAAAGUGAGACUUAUUAAUCGAUAAGUAAUUAGUUUAUUCGAAAAUUUUUAUGGAACUCUAUAUAUACUAAACUAUUUGUCCUGACUGAUCACGCACAGCCCAAAUCAAGACGGCUAUAUAACCUAUUUAUAUACUGGUGCAGGGUAUUAUAGUUCUGUCAGGUUGUAAUGUGUAAUGCAUAGAAGGAGACAUAUCCGACUCCAGUAUAUAUAUUCUAUAUCAAGAUCAAUAGCCGAGUUAACAUGGCCAAAUCCGUCCGUUCACCCGUCCGUCUGUCUGUUUUUAUGUGAACUCGUUUCUCUGUCUUAAAGCUUUCAUCUUGAAACAUUGUCUCCUUCUAUAUGACUAUAUAAUAUAGCUGUCAUAGUAACGAUCGGUUGAAAUUUAAGAUCUUUUAUGAAUAACUUUUAUUGGCAAAAUCCGGCAUUUACUAGUAAAGCUAGCUUGCUUAUAUAUGAGCCAAAUCCAUAUCGCACAACUAUAUUAUAUAACGCUAUUGGAAGAAUCGGUCGAUAGAUAAGUUUUUAUAUGGUAAAAUGUUAUAUUUUCCAAGAUAUCGUCAUCAAACUCCGUAUUUAGGAGCUUCAUAAUUCUGACAUAUCUGCAGAAUCGUAAGACAAAUGCUUACAAGUAUUAAGACUUUGGCGUGCCGAAUAUCUUUUCUCGUUUAUCUUUAUCUGCUUUAAGCUAAUUCUUAAACGCACCUUUUGAAAAAGCACCCCCUUUGUUAAAAUUAGAGGAUUAUGGUUGUAAGUUGGCUGGGAAAUGUUUUAUUUCCGUUCAGACGGCUUAAGACUCAUUUUUAUACCCUGAUCCCAUAAAUGGGUUAAAGGGUAUAACGAGAUUGUGCAAAUGUAUGCAUCUGGUAGAGGGAAGCUUCUUCAACCCCGUAAAGUAGUAUUUAUAUUUCUGUUCGGAAUGUGCAGCUGAGUUGAUCCAGCCAUGUGUAUCUGUCUGUCCGCUUGUCAAUGUGUUAAAUAUCUAGAGACUUGCAAUUUAGAAUAUAUGUUCUCCCGCAGAGCAAGGAUUAUUUUUUUCUUUCCAUCGAUUAUAAAACAUGCUGACUUUAGCAAAGGUUGAAACUAUAAUAGCUGGAUUCCUUAAACUUGGUGUGUCUCAUAUGGUAUUUUCAGAUUUGGAAUAUUUCAUUUUAAAAUAUAUUGAUGCUUUUGGCGACCUUUCCAUAUUUGAAAUAUAUGCCCAAAAUCCUGACAAAAUUGAAAAAAAGUGAAUUCUUAAUGACAACGCCUUGCACUUUGAUAUGAACACAUAUUUGUAGGUCAUAUUUAAGCCCUGAAUUUUAGGAUUAUGAACGACGAAGCUCAUCGAGAAUGCAUUUCUCAUAAAUAGUGUGGGGAGGAGGGAAGGAGAAGCACGUCAGUGCAAAUGUACAGAAGGAAGUUAGAAUGUUUGCAAGUAUAACUGGGCGCUGGGUACAGGGUAUCUCAAAGUUGGCCCAACUUCCGACUAGAGCACUCUUUGCUAGAUAUUUGAGAUAUAUAUGUAUAUUCAGACCAUUACCCAAGACAAUAUAAUUAAUCUUAACUACUACUAUUGCUAUGUUAGAAUAUUCUAUUUAAUAAUAUUACUAUCUAAUGUCAACACAAGUAUGCUGUUGAGCGGAAAACAACUGCAAAUGGUAAAUAAUUUCUGGAUUAGAUAAAUUUCCAAGUAACGUGCAGAGAGAGUUGUAAUGUGGACAGAAAUAAAUAAAUAUUUAUCCAUUGUAAAGUCUAUA
Drosophila novamexicana is the source of this 2870-nucleotide messenger RNA. RefSeq names its product glycoprotein-N-acetylgalactosamine 3-beta-galactosyltransferase 1-like. Gene Ontology annotation, molecular function: N-acetylgalactosaminide beta-1,3-galactosyltransferase activity. The transcript has 3 exons. Gene Ontology annotation, cellular component: membrane. The record is from RefSeq and is a predicted model, not a curated record. Lineage: Eukaryota; Metazoa; Arthropoda; Insecta; Diptera; Drosophilidae. The coding region runs from base 86 to 1105 and encodes 339 amino acids.